AUUGUGAACAAAUUCUCGAGCGUCGAUUCCGCGUCCCGCAUUGACAAAUACGACUGCAUCGUAUGCGGAUCUCGCCACGAGUCGGCAUACUGUGCGCUUCCCAAAAUCAUGUGCAGCACGUGCAUUGGGCACGGGGAGGCGGAAGCGUGAAGGCGUGGAGGCUUCACGCGAUCCUCCUCCUCGUCGAGAGCGUCGAGCUGCCGAGCGCUCGUCGCUGGAAAGCCCCCCGCUCGUGCUGCGACUCCGGCAAGCUCCAUUCAGCAGGGACCUCGCCUGCUGGGAUCGGGUGCGGCGAGUGCGCGCGAUCCGGCUGCGAUGCCUCGUGCAUGAAAGUGCGCGCCCGCUGCCCGGGGCCUCGGAUCGUGGCAGCGGAGUGCGAACUUCGAGGUCGGGGCCCUGACAAGUUGAUCCACAGGACAGUGCGAACUUCGAGAUCGGGGCCAUGAAACGUUGCUCCACAGGAUCUGGAAGUACCGUCGGUGCCAAGGUUCGCCGGGGGGCGGCCGCAGCUGCCGCCGCCGCCAGCUCUGCUCCGGAGCCCGUGGGGCGCAUCGCGGGCUCCGCGACCGUGUGCAUGUGGUAGGAGUGUUCGUCGGCGCGGGGGCGGGUGAUGCCCGAGCCAAACGCCAGCGGGCGCAGGCCGUGUGCAAAGCUCCCGCCUUGAAGGCCGC
Messenger RNA from Prorocentrum cordatum, 671 nucleotides. The record is from the annotation of a GenBank genome assembly. Lineage: Eukaryota; Dinophyceae; Prorocentrales; Prorocentraceae.